Molecule: messenger RNA, 15007 nt
Organism: Pelobates cultripes (western spadefoot toad)
Lineage: Eukaryota; Metazoa; Chordata; Amphibia; Anura; Pelobatidae
Source: the annotation of a GenBank genome assembly
AGUCAUUAGCCUGGCUUAAGGGAGCUUGGCUCAUCUGGAUGACAUGCAGGAGUUAAUGUGAGUCCUCGCCCAGUCCAGUUAUGGAGAGAGGUUUCCCUAUCCCCCCUCCUCUUCCCUUUCCUCCCUCCUCUUCCUCCUUGUCCCUGGACCCUCCUCCUCCUAUGAUGGUCCUUAGCUUGCAUCACCAGCAGGGAGAGCUUGCCUGCUAUUAAUAGAAUGAUGUCAGCAUUCCAGAACUGCCCCCUCCGCUAUAUAAGGAGGUGAUGCAACUCCGCCAGUAGUAUAGUGAGUGCCGGGGGGAGAGAGAGACAGGAGGUUCUGAUCACACGCUGGACUCCUGCCUCUGGCUUUGUCUGCCUUCAUCAUCUCCUAAACAGUAGACCACCAGCUUCACCAAGGUAGGUGGGCUCCUGCUCCCCAACUUUCUCAGGGGGUUCCUGGGCUAUGGGAUGUUUGAUAAACUCUUUGUGGAGCUGGCUUUCUUUGUUUUAGAGUUACACUGUGUUUGUUAGAGUUAUACUGUGAUUGUUACAGUUACAGUGUGUGUGUUAGAGUUACAUUUUGUUUGUUAGAAGUCUACUGUGAUUGUUACAGUUACAGUGUGUGCGCGUUUGAGUUACAUUGAGUUUGUUAGAAGUAUGCUGUGAUUGUUAGAGUGUGUGUGUGUGUGUGUGUUAGAGUUGCAUUGUGUUUGUUAAAGUUAUACUGACUUUGUUACAGUUACAUUGUGUGUGUUAUAGUUGCAUUGUGUUUGUUAGUUAUACUGUGUUUGUGACUGUGUUUGUUAAAGUUAUACUGUGACUAGAGUUACUGUGUGUGUGUGUGUGUGUUAGAGUUACAUUGCGUUUGUGACUUUGUAAGAGUUACACUGUUUUUGUCUGAGUUACAUUGUGUGUGUGUGUGUGGCUUUGUGAGAGUUAUACUGUGAUUAUUAGUAGCACUGUGUUUGUCUGAGUUACAUUGUGUGUGACUUUGUUUGUGAGAGUUAUACUGUGAUUAUUAGUUGCACUGUGUUUGUCUGAGUUACAGUGUUUCUCCCCCCCACACCCCUUUCUUAGCUUUCUUCUCUGUGAAGUCCAGCGCAGUCAUGUUGAGUGACUCACCACAUUACUACUUACCUCAGUUGAAGCAUUGUCCCUUCCACGCUGCUCUAUAUCUGUGUAUCCAGCUGGCUGUGAUACUUUUACCGCACAGAAACUUUCUUAUUGUUUACUUCCUGGGAAUUGAACUAUUUGUGGUUACCAUCCCUCCUAUACUCUGUGGGUGACCUACCUGCUAAACUCUGUGGGUGACCUACCUGCUAAACUCUGUGGGUGACCUACCUGCUAAACUCUGUGGGUGACCUACCUGCUAAACUCUGUGGGUGACCUACCUGCUAUACUCUGGGGGUAACCUACCUGCUAUACUCUGCGGGUCACAUACCUGACAUACUCUGUGGGUGACCUACCUGCUAUACUCUGCGGGUGACCUACCUGCUAUACUCUGUGGGUGACCUACCUGCUAAACUCUGCGGGUGACCUACCUGCUAUAUUUUAUGGUUGCUAUUUAAUCUAACUUUGUACUUCCCUCCAUCACUCUAUACUGUCUGUACCCCAACUUUUUACCUGGUCAUCAGACCGGUCCUGCCUUAUUGAAUCAGACCAGCUUUAGGAGAUUAUUUAAUAUGGAUUUCAUUGAGUUUCCUAACACAGGCAUGGAUAAGCAGAAUUAACCCUCUAUGACCCGUUUUUAAUAGUUCGUUACCACUUUGUCGGAAUAGUAGGAUUUGGAAUCUUGCAGUAAACCUUGUUUAUUACACGGAGGGUGUGUUUAUAUAUAGGAACGAAACACCUCAAUUUUUGUUUUAUAUACAACGCUGAGGAAUAUGCUGGCGCUAUAUAAUAAUAAUUAUUAUUAAUAGAAACGUUUUGCAUGUACACGUAGAGCUGGUUAGAAGCACGUAAAAGAUUGGGACAAUUUUAUAUAAAUAUAUAAUUUCUAUAUCAUUGAGUACUAUUUUAUAUAUAUAUAUAAUAGAGUGAUCAUCUAUUAUUGAUACAUAUGUUUGUGUAUAAACAGAGAGAAGAUUUGUUAGAUCUCCUGUAUAAUCAAUAGGUAGAUCCUCUAUAGGCUGUCUGACAGAGUGGAUAGAAUCAGACAGAGUGUGCUGUGAGUGUGUGAGCAGCAUGUCCUGUGUGUCUGUGUGCAAUGUAUGACUGGCCAUCUGAUAACACACUGGCAGUAGCUCAUUGUCUGCCUGUCCCUGCUGAAAUGUUUCAGCUGGCUGGAUGAUGAAACUGCUGGGUAAUACUUUCAGUUCUCUCUUUCUGUUGUCAUUUAAGAAUGCCACCUACAGGUGGCGCUACAUUUUACUAACUACAAAAAUACACACUCAUUCAAAAGACAGCAUGAUGAUAGCAUUUUACAGGACAUAGCAAAUAUGGGUUAUUUAGAAGAAUAAAACUACAAAAAAAUGAACACAGAUUAAGGCGAUUACCCUUCGGCUCAUGGUAUAUAAACAGUACUUUGUAUUAGUAUUUUGUGCUCUUUUUCGCCCUUGUUCUGCUACUUCAAAAUUGUUAAAAACAAAUAUUGCAUAAGGUAUUAAUCUGGUCACAUGACCUUUUGAUUAAAUAGCUAUUGAUAUUUUAUAUAUGUUUGUGCGGAUGUGUGUUCAGAGCUAUUGGGUUUAAAUAAAGUAAUUGCACUAUUGGAUAAGAAUAAUAAUACUUAAAAAAAAAUUAGAUCAAAGUAAUGUAUACACUUUUUAACUGGGUAAUUCAGUGUUUUGCUUUGUCUUUGAUAUGUUUUGUUAGCAGAAUACAGUGUGACGUCCAAUUUGUGAAUAUUUCAGUAGUGCAGAAUGUAGUGUUUGUAAACGGUGAGAUAUUUACUGAGUUAGACAUGAAUAGUUACGUACAUUUACAUCCGGAUUUCUGAGUAACACGUUUGUUCUCUUAAGUAUGUUAGAAUUGUAUUUUUUAUUUUUUUUAUGAAGUGGACCUUUUCACACAUCUUUAUAGUUGCUGACGAUCCAAAAGAAGGCAGUACUAUUAAGGUGGCUCUGUAACCCCUCCUGCAAAAUUAGUAUUUCGGAUAGAUAGAAUCGUUAUGAAAUACUCAUUUUGGCUGUGUUGAGAAUUUCACUGAAAUUCCAACCCAGUCAAGAGAUAUACUGAGACAGAGUAAUGACUAUUUUGUCUCUGUAUGUUUUCUCCAUUCGACUUUUUUUAGACUCUGGGUGGAGCUACAGUGUCAAUCACCAGUGACGGCUGCAGGGAAUUGGUUCUGUCUAUGGAGGAUCCGGGGGUCCUGCAUGUGCGAGAGUACAGCAGUAAUGUCGACUCCUGGCGCAUUGGGGCCACGGGAUCCUCCACUGACACUGUAGCUCCACCCAGAGUCAAAAAAAAGAGUCAGACGGAGGAAAUAUACAGGGACAAAAUAGUCCCUACUUUGUCUCUGGACCUGAAGAGGACCUAGUGGAACAAGAAAACCAUGCCGGUGAGGGACAGGUUCAGGAAAGUAAUUGUCACCCUUGAAUUUCCCUCUAUUGGGGGUCUUUGCAAAUUUGGCCCCAGGUGGUAACAGUUGUGCUUUAAAAAAAGACAGUUUCCAGUUUUGCCUUCAAUAGAGGGAAAACACUCAUUCUUGACCCCACAAUGACAAUCAUGUCAGAGCUGAAUGAGCUUCUAAUAAUGUUCAGUACUGACAUGUAUUGGCCAGCAUACAGUAUUUGCCAUCUUGCUGCAGGCAUCUCUUAAAUCUGACAGCUGAUCACUUUUGCAGCCAGUGAAUUUCAUUUCUUUAUUGUUCUUAUAAUAAAGAACUCUUCUUGCUGCUCUCGGUGAAGUCUCCCUGCCUCAAGUAGUGUCUCCUUGUAAAUAAUAAAUAUUUUGCUCUAGGGCUGACUGUUUUACCAAAUUGCCUUACAGUAUUAUAAGAGGGGGGAUUUAACUAUAAAUAGGACAAUUACAGGAACUAUAGGGUGAAAAGGGCCCUGAUCAAACGAGCUUACAGUCUAUAGGAGGUGGGAUAUAAAACACGUUAGGACAGGAAAUAUCAAUCAAAUAAGGUGGGAGUAAAGCAGAGCUGGAGGAGAGAGAGUGCUGCCCUUUAGGAGAGAGCAAGAGACAGGUAUGUGAGGUAGAGGUUACUCUGGGAGGCCAUAAGCUUUCGUAAAGAGAUGUGUUUUAAGGCACUUCUUAAAUGAUUGAAGACUAGGGGAGAGUCUGAUGGGGGUAGGCCGGCUAUUCCAUAGGAAAGGAGCCGCCUGCGAGAAGUCCUGCAAGCGUGAGUUGGCCGUACGGGUGCGAGCAGCGAACAGGAGAACGUCACGGGCAGAGCAGAGAGACCGAGAAGGGGCAUACCUAUGGAUCUGUGAAGAGAUACAAGAGAGGCUAGAAUUGUUCAGUGCUUUAUAUGUAUGGGUUAGCACUUUGAAUUGACUCAUAUAGAAUACAGGAAGCCAAUGUAAUGACUGACCGAGGUGUGAGGUGUGAGAGGACCGACUAGAGUGGAAAAUCAAUCUGGCGGCAGCAUUCAUUACAGACUGUAGCGGGGCAAUACGGCUUUUGGGAAGACCAAAUAGGAGAGGGUUACAAUAAUGCAUGCGGGAAAUUACUAGAGCAUGGACAAGCUCCUUGGUAACAUAUUCUUUGCAUGUUAUAUAUGUUGUACUCCCCCUUGAGUAUAAUCAUUUUAGAAUUGUCUGCUGGCAAAUCAAAACUACUAGGUUACGGAUUGUCAUUGUGCAGCCAUGUCACGGCAAUGGUGGGAAUUAAUGCGCAUGCACGGUGCUCUACGCAUGCACAUUAAAGCUUCCCUAUAGGAAAUUACUGAAUCAACACUUCCCUAUGGGUAUGUGAUGCGUGAGGACGUCCAACAUCGUUUAAUGGUGUAAAACUUAGUUAGGGACCAGGAAGCGCCUCUAAUGGCUGACUGGAAGACAUUAUAAUCAUUGCAAUAUCCCAGAAACUGCAAUGUUUUACACUUCAGGGUUCAGCAGACAGGGACACUGCACCCAGACCACUUUGAUGAGAUGUGUCCCUUUAUAAUUAAAUUAUGAUAAAGAAUAUUCCCUUAAACAGUUCAUUGGGAAGAUCUCUAUAACAAAUCAAUUUGCUCUGUAACAUAUAUCAGUUGUUAAAUAGUUAAAGGAAUCCUAUACUUCCAGGAAAACAAACCCAUAUUAAAACCCCUUCAGCCACUUCAGCCCUUCAGCCACUUACCUGAAUCCAGCGCCGAUGUCCCUCUGCGCUGGGUCAGGCUCUGCCCAUGUUCCUCCCCUGCUGAUGUCAGCCGGAAGGGGAGACCUAAUGCGCAGCAAUGGCCGCACGCGCAUUAGACCUCCCCAUAGGAAAGCAUUAUUUAAUGCUUUCCUAUGGGAAAAAUCUGACGCUGGAGGGCUGUGAGAACGUCCAGCAUCAGAUAAUGGACCAAAAGUCUGUCUAGAUUCCGGAAGCGCCCCCAGUGCCAGUCUGGUAGACAGCAACAGAGGGCAGACUUAGAGCUGCAAUGUAAACAUUGAGGUUUCUCUGGAACUGCAGUGUUUUACAUUGCAGCACUAAGUGCAAAAGGGUCACAGCACCCAGACCACUUCAAUUGGCUCAAGUGGUCUGGGUGCCUACAGUGCCCCUUUAACAGGCUUUGCAUUUGCCUUUCUACUGAUGGGUUCCAUACAAUGCUUGAUGGAACGUACAUUUGCUAUAAAAAACACCAAUAUUGCCAAACGAGGGAUGUUUUCGUUGGGUCCAUUGAACCACCUGUAUGAUUACAGGGUUACUUGAGGGCAUUGUUCUAAAUCACUAAUUUAAAGACACAGUAAUACUUAGUUUUCCUGUUUUUUUAAUGUAUUUACUUUUAAAAACCUCUGAAAGUAGAUGGAUGUUUAGAAAGUAGCACCUAUUUUGUUGUAUUUGAAUUAAAUAAUAAUCAUGCAGGCAUGCACCAUUACAGACGUGCGAUGCGUAAUUAUCCUCGUUUUAUUUUUUUAUUCUCCCAGAAUGCAGCAAAUCCUUGGAAAAUAGUCUGUUUUUCUUUUUUUGUGGAAACUCCCAGAAAAUAGAUGGUCCCUCCUUCCCUGUGUCAUAUAAUAACUUUAUUGUAUGUUUAACUUCCCUGUUUUAUCACCAUUGUUGUGGUUUUCUGCCUAAACGUAUAGAGAAGCUGCAAUACUUAUAGCUUGGAAGUGGGUGUUACAUUUCUACAUAAACGAUUUCAAGUGUGAGGGUUUAUUGAACUUUGAGAUAAGUUCAAAUAUACUUUUAUAGCAGUAAUAAGUGAACAUUUUCACGAUGCUUAGGAAAAGGUAACCCAACUUUAUUCCAUGCAAUAAUGGCAAACCUCAAACAAGUGUAUGUGUGUGCCUUUUAUCCAUUCUGCGUGGAUUGGAAAAUUCAACUCUCUCUUUUAUUUUAUAAUGGAGUUAUAGAUUUUUCUUUAAAUUAAAUUUUUGUUUUUCUAUGAAGGCAUUGUUAUCAAUCAUAAAAUUCACCCCCUGCACCCCCAUCAAAUUAAAAUAUUGGAUUGAUCUGCAUUUAGCCUUCAUUUUAAUAUUGAAUGUUAUUGCUUUUUUAACCAAAAUUACUUCAGCAACUACGAAAAUAUUUAAAGUCUCAGCGGCAGAUAUAUUUAUCAGUCUCUUUUUGUGCAUAGUUUUAAAGGAAUUCUGUAAAAACUCCAACCAUUGAUUGAGUAUGCAGUAUUUAUUAUGUUUUUAAUUUUAUUGUAGAGCUGCUGUUUUGUUCUACUCUCCUACUGGGAAAUAUAAUACCACAGCGGUGAUAUUGUCAUUUUUACAAUAUAUUAAAUUAGCUUGUUAAGAAUAAAGAAAGCAAUAAUUAGAUCAAUCCUUUAUUUUUUCAUUAAUAAGCUGUAACAUUGUUGCAUAAAUGUUGCACAAUAAAGGUUAUGUGAUGUCACCUCAAUAUUGUAGGCUAUUUUCCUGUAAAAUUGAUACCUACUUCCUCGUUUCAUCAGUGUAAGGAGCAGUAGAGUGCUCAGAAUUUAGCAAUAGCAGGGCAUAGGCUACGUUAGAUCAGAGGAUUCAGGUCAGUAAGUCAGCAUGAACUUACUGACCCGCUCUAGGUCAUCCUGGAGUCCAUGGCCGGUGCAAGGAUUUUUGGAUACACAGGCGAUGAUGAUCUUGGAUCUUAUCAUAUAUAUGUUUCACCUAAACAAUUGUGCGUGAUAUCUACAAACAUGUCUGUCAUGUUUUUAUUCUCAACAAUCCUUUACCUGUCUGCAAGAGAGAACAUUUAAAUCAUAAGAGGGAAAAAACUUGUUUUUGUCAGGCAACAGCAAGCGAACACGGAGUUUCAGAUCAUUAGUCUCACUUCAGUUGCAAGACAACAGAAUGUGAAAAAUGUGUUAUUUUCUACAAGAUUUGCUGACAUAUCUCUUGGAGGGCACAGUGUCAAAGGGGAACCAAGGCUGUUUUUAGAAUAUUUUGCAUAUCUGCUCUUGCACUCAUUAAAUACUGUAAUAGUAAUGUAUAUAUUUAUGAUAUAAACUUUAAUGUUUGUCAAACUGGCCAGUAACAAAGAACAUGGGGAUGACCAGGCAGUAGAUCCCCAGCAUGUGGUUGGUAAAAUAAAAUGUGACUUGGACUUUUACCAGGGACCUACCUUUUGUCCUAGUUAUGGUACACUAGGUAUGUGCCAUUUACGGUGUGUCCUUGCAUGUUGCAAACAUUCCACACAGUAGUCAUCACAUUGUUUUUUAUUUCCUGUUAAACUUAAAUUACUUUAAAACUCUCCAUUUACAAUGUCAUGUUGUAUAUGGUGGGUCAUUCCUGCUUAUAACUCUAAUUUUAAUGACUUAUUUCUCGAUCCAGUUGCAUUCUUGCAUAAGCAGUAUGAUCAUUGGUCCUGUAACUGCAUAUCUACAAUUAUUCAAGAGAAAAUAAAUGCGUGUACACAAUGAAGUCAAAGGGGUUCAAGGAUUUUCCUUACACCAACAGGGAACAUUUAAAUAUUUAUACAGAAUAACGCAAAACUAGGUCAGUGCUUUCCAAACAGAGUAGGACAGACUGAGAUGCACAAAAUAUUGCAAGGGCAUUAUUAUCAGGACCAGCAAAAAUCUUAAUGUUUUUUUUACACAGAAUAAUUUACAUAAUACAUCAGAGAGGGACAGAAUUUGGUCAGACUUUGAACUUCAUAUCACACAAUCCUGUGCCAGCCUUGGUUUUUUAUAAAUUAUUGCAUUAUUCUUCUUCAAACAUUCAUUUUUAAAUCAAGCACUUGGAAAUACAAUUUUUUUUUUUAACAUGUUUAAUUGACUAUCGGUUAGCUUUCUUAAUAUUUGUUCUGUAUAAAAAGAAAUGGCUGUCAAAAUUUAUAUUAAAGUCUAAUUAACCCCCCUAUCCCUCUUUCCUAUGGUUGAGAAGAUCGCAAAAUCUUUUUUUCUAAGGAAGAAAAGCUUAGUAUUCAGCAGUGGCCAAUCUAUAAGGAAACUGAGCUGUUAAUUGGUUAGCCUCCACUAAAAAUAAAGUUGUCAGCUUGUGUAAUUAUAAGCUAGAAAGUGCUAUUUAUAUAGCUAGUUAACUUUGUACUUUGUAAUGUAACUACCAAGAAAAACGCAGCUCUGUGUUUAUGUAAACUGCCUGAGUUAAAAUUACUUUAUAGUAAAGGCUUUUCCUUAACCCCUUAAGGACACAUGACAUGUGUAACAUGUCAUGAUUCCCUUUUAUUCCAGAAGUUUGGUCCUUAAGGGGUUAAAGAAACAGUAGCACCGUAAGUUCAGUUUAUAAAAAAACUGACCAUUUAUUCACAAAUGAUUAUUGAAAGCUGUGGUUGUAAUUUAAAAAAAAAAAAUAUAUAUAUAUAUAUAUUGCUAUUGCUAUUGAUAACAUAAAUUGCUCUUGUUUUGUUUCAGAAAAUGAUGCUCCAGCACCCCGGACAAGGUUCUGCUGCCGAAGUCAGCGCAACCGCUAUUGUCCCAUGUUUGUCCCCAACCAUGUCUUUUGCUUUCGAAGACUUCACCAACUUAACACCUCUGGUAAAAGAAGAAUUACGGUUUGCCAUCCAGAAUAAACGUUUUUCUAGCAGAGCGCCAUGUACCCUGGACACGGUCAUCGUAGCAGAAGGACCCAAAGAAAUGCCUAUCCAUAAAUCUGAGGUAUGUUUCAUAAAUCUUUUUGUAAAGUGCUGCAGAUUAAGCUGGCGCUAUAUAAAUAAUAACCAAUAAUAAUAAUUAUAAUAAUAAAUGCAAAUACGCAUAUACGACACAAUCCCACGCAUGCAGUCCCUCUCACUCAUGAUUUAAUAUUUUCUUUAAUACUCCCUUGUGUAUGAAUUACUGCAACAAUGUCCAUAGAGUUUAGGAUUGCGUUGAUGUCAGGUAUCCUGAGGUCUCCACCAAUGCUUUGAAUAUGGCACCACUGUUGUGGGUUUCCUUGGGUCAAAUGCAUAUAAAUGAGCGCAUUAUAUAAUGUGCUUUGGACAAGAGCAAUUUAGAAUACUGUCUGAUUGCUCUGUGCAUGCGGAACCCUAUACAAUGGUUUAGGGAAGAUGGGAAGAAGUAUAUGUGCAGCUCCAUGUGUACACAUUGUAAUAAUUUCACUUGUGCACCAACAUCCCAUCGCAGGAUUUGGGGUUCCGCACCUAUUGGAGUGGGGAUGUCGGAUCACUCAGAGUUAUUCAUUAAUGUAAGAAUUCAUUUUGAAAUCUAUGUUAAUUUUAUAUUUAAGGCCAAAAAAGUGGAAAAUGGCUACUUUUACCUUAAAUAUAAUGUUUAGUUUGAACUCUCAUUUCGGUGAAUAAACCGUAUUGUGUUUCUGUGGAUCAGAGAUACGUUUCACUGUCUCCAAGGAAGAGAAUGAAGGUGCUGUCCGGCAGUAAAUGGAAAUCAUUUGCACCCAAUGUGGAAUCCGUUAAUUGAUCAUGCUGAUAACAUUAGCUUUCCAGCCGUGUUUACUGAUUAAUUCACACUGCGUGUAUAUUACUUCCUGAUACUGCUAGGAAGAAUGGAGGUAUUGCACAGCACACAGUAGAAAUUAUAUGGGUCCUGUUAAAUACACCAGCUCAAAUAGUUAAUACUAUAUUUAAAAAAAAAACAAAAAAAAACAAGAGACAAAAUAAAAAUGAAAGGGCAGACAAACUUGUUAUUUGUUUCAAAACUUUCAUGUCCCUUUCGUGUAACAAAAGUGCACAGAAUCAGCGUUUGCAGAAUUACUGUGCUCUGUGUGCUGAGAUGCUGAGUGCAAUGUCACGGGCCUGGUUUACAAAAAGAGCUGUCACCUGCCAAGAAUGAUUACAUUGCAGGAAGCCAAAGUUCAAGUCAAUGACAGCUGACACCCUGUGAAUGAUGUCAUACGAGGAUAAUAUUCAUAUCAGCUCAGGGACAUUGCACGCACCUUUACAGUAACUAUUUUCUUUUGUGCCUGUGUAAACACAGAAGAAAAAGAAAUGAGCUCUAAACUCAGAUGAACGGGAAAUUUAUUUCAGAAAAAUGAAUAACCCCAUACGAAAGUGGAAAUGUGUUCGCUGUAGAUGAAUAUUAUAUGGGUAGUUGUUCAGCUGUGGAAUAAUAAACUAGCGGAGGAGAUAGAUUAAAUGGAAAAAUCAAUUACCUGUCUGUAUAGGUUAAAAUGUGAAAGGAUUACCCCUGACAACCUAUUAAAGGCCUGUUUAGAGUCUCCUUGGGGGUAAUGUAGGCAUUCGUCAGCGUUGUCCUAAGAACCCACCAACUUGCCAGGCUUGUGUGAUAAUACUGUCAUACCUCAGGGGAGUUAAACAGUAUUUUUUUUUCCAUUUUGGCACCUGUGCCAUAUUGUUGGAUCUUCAGAACCCAUAUAAAGACAUCAACCAGGAAGUCAAUCCAUAGGCAUAUAAACGAUAGGACUGAGUUACAAUACAAGCAUGAGUGAACAUUAACACAUUUACUGGUAGACGGCCAGACACAUACUGAAAUAUCAUUUGAUCAACAUUUCAGAAAUACAAUCAUUCCAUUUAAACAGGUGUAAAAAUUGUUAAACACCCGAGGAGUGAGAUCCUGGCCUGUAGCUAUCACACUGCUAGUUUAGAUAAUAGCUCCUGUGUCGUGGUUAUAUUAUGCAAGUUGAGCACCCAAUACUUCAUGGUAUUUCUGGAAGUGAUUAUUGAUCAUUAAUGACCGCGUUCUGUCCAUUGCAGUUUGUCCCCGAAGAAGAUGAUCGAAAAAAGAGGAGGAGAGAACGGAACAAAGUAGCAGCCGCUAAGUGUCGAAAUAAGAAGAAAGAAAGAACAGAAAGUUUGCAAAAGGUAAGCAUGAUAAUACAUCUCCACUGUAUUACAUUCCAGGAAUAUCGAAUUGGACAUUAUCUACAGCACCAGAGCCAGGAAGAGUGCGCUAACCAUGGUGUUAUCAUACAGUGUUCUUUCGGGUUUCUCCAUAUGUAUAAAUAGUUAGUGUUUGGUGCAGGUUUCCUGUUAAAUAACUAAACCAGUUCUCACAUUGUUUUAAUACUCAGACUGUCUGCAUUUUGUGGAUUACAUGUCUCCAAUGUUAGAAUUGGUGGCUUUGGAUGCUGGGAUGCGUGGCCUCCUAAACAUUGACACACAGCUGCAUAGACACACGCAGUACGAGCCAGUGCGUUAUGUAAUCAGGCUGUAUCAAUGAGGAAUAACCAGUUAAUGUAUACAGUCUGUUUUCCUCCAUUGUCAAUAACUGAGGCUUGUAUCACUCUAUUUGGUUCUAUACAAUAAACAGACCACAUUAUUUACAACACAUUUAUUUUAAGAUUUAAACGUUCUUCCCCAAAUAAGGAGCAAAGAAUCUUCAGUGGUGAAAAGGAGGUUAAGACGCAUGAUGGGGAUGUGUUAGUGGAAUUGUUGCUAGUCAACCAGUCCUGUGGAAAAUUUAAAUAUGAUAUUAGAUUUGCUGUUAUUUUACUAAUGAAAAUGGAUUCUUUAAAAAAAAAAUAAAUAAAAAUACAAAUUAUUUAGGGAUUUUUUGGGUGGAGAAAAACAUGAUCGAUCAAGUAUAGUUGUGUUUCACUAUUUCUAUGACGUGCUCACAAUGGUGAGACUAUAGGGUAACUGUGGAACUAUUGGGAGGUAUGCCUAUGCCAAGCCAUUCUUUCAAUUUCUUUCGUAAUAAUAGUUGGAAAGUAGACAUGUGCAUACAGCGCCAUCUCUUGGUAGCAUAGUAGAAUUGAAAUUUGUCUGACCACAAUAUAUUGAAUUGCACCAUAACCUGUAUUCAAAAUAUUUAGUGAUGUUAUAAUUACAAUUUAAGCUGUUUGAAUACCUUGAUUUUGUUGCUUCAUUUUCAAAUGCUUUACUGGUAAUAUAUUCUGCAAUUUAGAGAUGGUUGAAAAAGAAAAACAUAAACUAUUGAAGUGAUGGGUUGUUGUGUUCUUAUAGAUUGUAAAGAGUUUUUUUAUAAUUUUUUUUUCUUUCUUAAGGAAUCUGAGAAGUUGGAAUCUAUCAAUGCAGAUCUGAAAGCCCAGAUCGAAGAGCUAAAGAACGAGAAGCAACAUUUAAUAUAUAUGCUCAACCUCCAUCGGCCUACCUGCAUCGUCCGAGCUCAAAAUGGCAGAACACCGGAAGAUGAGCGAAACCUCUUCAUUCAGCAGAUCAAAGAUGGAACCCUCCAGAGCUAAGCUAUCAAGAGAGACAAUGUACAAUCUCACUGUUGUAUAGCAAGUAGAAUUCUUAAAACAUUCUGGGGCCAAAUGGACUUGACGUGCUCUGGAGAGACCUUGUUGCUACCGAACGCUUCGAGGAUUGAGAAAGCUACGUGAAAAAUGAAGUGCACAAGCCACGUCAUAGGACUGGAUCCGAAACCGCGAAAGGAUGGACUUUUGGUUGAAUGCUGGGUGUUCACCAUUUUUUACCUUUUUUUUUUUUUUUUGCAACUGGUGUUAUUGGAAGCCAUAACUAAACAGUAUAUACUGUGUAUUUUUAGGGUUUUAACAAAAAUCCACUGACAAGUUUCAUCUCUAUAGCAGCGCUAUAUGAUUUGUGGUUUAUUUUUAUUUUAUUUUUUAUCUGUGCAAUUUUUUUUUUACAUUUUGUUGCUGGAAGGCAGAAGCACACAUGAAUACAUUUUCAGUGUUUUAUGAUAUAAUUGCACAGGUGUCAGUUAUUGCCACCUUUGAAAGCUCUAUUAUUAUCAUCAAAAGUGUUUAAAAAGAUAUUGAAACUCAUAGCAGUUUUUCAGGAAGUAACCUGAGCUAUCUCGAGUUGUUGUUAUAAUGUCUCUAAGGGGAAGAGAAAAAAACUGAUAGACACAUUGUGUCCACCAGUUUGUUUAAAUCGGAAUUUUUUAUACCACAGUUACCAGUGGUGAUUCCACGGUGACAUUUUGCUGUGUCAUUGUGGGUAUACGAAUUAUUCCCAAAAAACAAACCACCAACAACAACAGUUUUAGACAGCGAAUGGAUAGCUCUUUAUGCUGAUGGUAGUGUAUAUGUAUACACACUGUUGUUCGAAUAUGUCCGAAGUAAUGGUAAAAAGAUGGUAUUAUUAACGAUGCUGACAGGCUGUGUAUGAUUGCCAAAUCAAUUUAAUUUGAACUAAUUGAUUAUUAUACUCAUUCAUUUCCAUGCCAGGGCUUCUUACCUGAAGGCCGGCCUGGCUUUUUAUCCUAGGUCAUGCAGACACUAAUUACUGCGGAAGUAGAAAAUAAAAAAAGCUUAUUUUAUUCUUAUUUAUUAUGAUUGCCCUAUAAAACCUACAUUUGUGCUUGUUUAACAUUAUGCAGUUAUGUCAGUGUUUUGCCAAAUAUGAAGCAGUCUUAAAGAAACAUUUCUAAUGACUUUAUCAGGUGUUUGUGAAUCAACAGAAUAAAAUGGUAGCUAGCAGGGCGAAUGCGAAGCCCCAGGCUGUUUUUAUAUUUUUACAGUUAUUUUGGUUUAUGUGCUGUCACCUGGCAACAUGAACUUCCCAAAAAUUAUUUCAAUGACUAUAUUCUAUGACCAGAGAAAGUUUAUCAGUAGUAAUUAAUAAAGUUUUCCCUUUGUCUUCGACAUGGGAAUUUGAUUGACAGAGUUGAUUUGUUUUCUCUGUUUGUAGAAUCCUGCCCCUCAAAUGAUUAGAAAGCAAGUGCCACAUUUCACCCUAUUUUCUUAAAGAAAUUAUCAACAUUCAGAUGUAAAACGGCCUUCAGAGAUUUUACUUAUGACAUUUCACACAUCGCAGUAUGGUGUGUAGGAUUCAUACCAACAUUUUCAGUUUUGAAAAAAAAAAGUUAAAUAAAAUCCAAUUUACAAUUUGAAAUCAUUUCUACAUCGGGACAUUUCGCAGAUUGACUUAUGUAUUUUAUGUAUUUUUUUUAAUUUUAUAAUACGUAUUAAGAUUUGAUACCUCAGCCUAAUCAGCCAUUCGAGUAACCACAACCAGACAUCAAAUUAAAUUGUUUCUGGUUUUUAACAUUCUACAACAGAACCUAUCAAUACAUUUGCAAGUGUUAGAUUUAAAUAUAUCAUUAAAUAUAUUUGCCUAUUCAUUAAUGAAAGGGAAAAUUGAAAUAAGAUCUUUAAAUCGUUUUUUGUUUGUUUUUUAUUUAAGAAAAAAAUAAGUGUAAAAAAAAACCAAUUAAUUUUAAUUUGAACGUGCAAGCUGCAAACAUAGAUUACUGCACCAUUCAAAUGACACAUUUCCUUAAAUGUUCUUGAUUCUGUUAUAAAGAAUAAAUUGGCAAGGAUAAGUAUGUUUGUCCAGAAGCACUAAAAGUGAUUAAAUUAAAUUAAACUCCUUACCUUCAUUGGACUUAUUGUAUGUUUCUGCUUAUAUUAUAUAUAAUAUAUAUCCAAAUAUAUUACAUGUGGCGCAGGCGUCAUGUAAUUCUGUUUGGCUUUUUGUUAUACUCGAGUGUUUACUGGCAUGUAUGUAAUAAUCAUGUUAGCACUAUAUAUAUAUAUUUUAUUUUUGUUUCACUAAAAGUAACAUCUGCAGGUUUAAUUAUCGUUGUGGUACAAAGUUUUAAACUGCUCACGAUAUAACAGAUGUGAGAGAAAUUGCAUGUUUUAGUGUAUGUUCACCGCCAACUUCCACAUUAUCGAAUUUAAGGUACUUUAAAACCUUUUUGUUUUUCUAUAUUGAGG